Diatraea saccharalis (sugarcane borer) is the source of this 1975-nucleotide messenger RNA. Lineage: Eukaryota; Metazoa; Arthropoda; Insecta; Lepidoptera; Crambidae. The record is from the annotation of a GenBank genome assembly.
CCUAUUUACUGGCAUGUGACUUAACACGUAAACAGGAAGCUGUCAUGUCUAAGCAGUGUUAUUAGUGAUACGCAAAAUUUGUAUUUCAACGUACAAUUUUGCUACUAGCCAGAGUGCCAGAGCAGCGUAGACAAUUCUGUAAAUAUGUACUCGCCACCCAUAAUUAAAACUACUAUUUUUACAAUCAUCUAACAGCAACAACAUUGUCGUUCAGAAUCAUUUAGAUAAUAAACUAUUAAUAAAAAAAAUAAAAAAUAAUCAUUUAGAUAGAUAAUUUUCAUAACAUAAUUUCUUGCUAAUAUUAAGAAAAGGCAUUUUGUAUUUAUUUAUUUUACUGAUUAACGUAAAACAUUUAUAAGUAAAGGAAUCCAUUUGAUUGAUCUAAAAAUUACAAUUAACAGAAGUUGCUGAACGAUUAAAUAAAUGUCAACUAGUUCUCUUAUUCUUCUGUAAUGUCAAUUGAUGUCACACACACAACGUCGAUUGGGUUGGAUUUGUUGACCAUUGUUACACUUACGCAAAUAGAAAAUGUUUCACAGUUUGUCUUAGUGAAUAAAUAACUUCUCAAAUUCAAUACUUAUUUGCAUUCAAACCUUCAGACUGUUGGAUUUGCUCUGUAUAAUAAAAAAAUCAAUAAAUCAUCAAAUGUUCGCAUAUCAAAAUGUAUUUCCCUAUUGGAUGGCCCAAAGUUCUCAAGAAUGUGGGUGCUGAUAAUCAAAUUAUCAAACAAAUCGUGUCUAACAGAGACAAAAUCCUUUUUGCCUCUCUUAGUGACGAUUGUCUUGUUGUAUGGUAUUGUAAGCCUUCGGUCCCUGUAGUAUACCAUAAAAGGAGCACUGAAUCUAUACAACGAUUGGGUGUUAAUGUUGGUGUAGAAUGGAAACCAGAUUCAUCAAUGAUAUGUAUUUCGACAUCUGAAGGUCAUUUGAUUCUUUACAAUGUUGAAGGCUUGAGUGAACAGACAGCUUAUCAGCAGUAUGACCCGCCCACGGCUAGCCUCAGGAGGGACUCUGCUGAACUAUUUGUCAAGGAAGUGAUACCAUCACUGCAGAUUCAAUUGCUUAAAGAGGUAUUAGUAUGGGACGGGCAAAUUACACGGAUGUGCUGCAUAUCUGGUACAGAGAUCCUAGUGUGUACCACUCGCGCACAUCUUUUACGAUAUCGUUGGGAUGGGACACAAAAUAGGGACUAUUGUCUCGAUUUAGGUCGCAUACCAUUCUCCAUUAACCAACAAGUGUCCAAAGGUAAUUUUCAUAAAAAAGUAUUUCAUGGUAAACUGUACUGCUACAGUUUACUAUUUAAUUAUUGAAUGCUUAGUUUAUUGUAAUCAAUUACCUCUAUAUUUAAUUAACAUAAAUUACAAAUAACAGAAUACUUACUAAAUAAAUACUUUAUAGAAACCAUUAAUGAACCAUCCGUAAUAACCGUAUUUUCAUUUAAUUAUCGUGUAGGAAUAAGAGCAAAGAAAUUAUUUAAUCAUUAUUUUCAGCGGAACCUAUCUUGGAGGAUAAUACGCAUGUCAACGACAUAGAGUAUUCUCCGUUAGUCUGUGGUUUUGGGAUAACACUAAACGAUGGACGCGCGGCUUACCUCACCGCACCAAAUCUUAAAUUUGACCCAAAUGUAAGUCUGACUAAAUUAUAUAAAUAUUCUUCAUACAUUGAAUUGGAACACAUUGAGAAUUUGAACUAUUUCUGUUUUACUAUUUAUUAUUCAGCAUAUUUGACUACGUAUUAUAACAAAUGCAUUAUAACAAAUAAAACAAAUGCAUUAUACGUAUUAUAACAAAUAAAUAAAAAAAAGGAGAUCAGGCAAGAAAUUAAAUUGUUUUUGAUUUAAAAGUUUAUAAAUUUUAAAGAUACUUUGUUAAUUUUUUUAGAAUAAUAAUUUAUUUAAAUUUUUAAAUCUAUUUACAUAAAUAUUUUCCGGUUUAGCCUUGUGAAUGCGCAUUUCAUCAAAAUAUUUCUUUUUUUUC